Molecule: messenger RNA, 1129 nt
Organism: Suillus discolor
Lineage: Eukaryota; Fungi; Basidiomycota; Agaricomycetes; Boletales; Suillaceae
Exons: 4
Coding region: 308-742 (144 amino acids)
Source: RefSeq, a predicted model, not a curated record
GAUGAUUCUAAAUCGACCUUCUCGAUGCUGCAGCGCUGAGUCCUGACUCCCUUUGCGUAGUAUCAUCACGCUUUGACUCAGGCAAACGUGGGUGGCACAUUAAUAUUGUGUAUGGAUGGGCGUACAAUACCCGCGUAGGAUCUAGAAAGGGAUCACCAUUCUCUACACCCUCACCGUAGUCACGUCAUAGGUCAAAUCCCUAAAUGGUCCACUUCGGUCAGUCCACUACGGCUAUGUAGUGUUUCGAUUGUACGCUGCACCACCCACAUCUCUCAAUAGAGACCUUUGCGGAUCAAAAGGCUCAACAAUGGUUCCACAGUUUCGUUUCCUAUAUAUUCAGCUCACUCGCGCUCAUUUCUGUCUGUCAGAGCUUUACUUUCUCCAAAUCACUGGACUCCCUAUCUUUGCUCGUAUCAUAGACUUGCAUUGCAUCAUGUGUAAAUUUGUAGUGCCCAUUCGUACUUGCUCAAAGUGCCACCAAAACGAACCACUUUUCGACGAGAAGGAAAGGCGGCUGUCGCAUAUCACUGAAAAGAAUGAGCGAAAGCUAACAUACAUGGCACCUCCCCAGGACUGCUAUUCGCGGCGGUGUGUCUUCAGCAGUGAACACCCUGUCACUUGGCACGCCUGUUGGAUCACUUGUAAACAAACACAUGGCAAAACACGCAAGAUUCGGGGUGGCUCACCUUCAUAUGUUUGCCACAACUGUGCCUCAUGCCCACAGCGGCAUAGCUCAAGAUAGCCGCCUCGUGGCGUGCUUCGUCGACGGCAAAUUGAUUGAUUGGUUUUCUGGGUUAGCAAAUAAUAUCUGAUACAUGGUGUUUGUAUACAUAUGCGAUACCCACUGCGAAAUACCAUCCAUUUAGCUUUCAGACUCGAUUUCACUCAGAUCGGCGAUGGACCACUUGGCAUUGUUUCGGGUGGCUGGUUAGUCUUCAGAUCAUGACCCUCAACAUGGUUUGGUGAAUCGUUGCUUUGGACUGCCUCUUAAAUAUUGUUGACUUGUAUGGCACCUAGGUACCCGGGAAUGUUUGAUGCAGCCAACUAAUGAGCACAUGUAUCUCUUCGGAUCUGAGCUUAUGCUCCACUUUCUAGCGCCAGGGUCGCAUGGUACUGGACAAUCAAAGGC